This is a messenger RNA of Tinamus guttatus (white-throated tinamou), 651 nucleotides long. The record is from RefSeq and is a predicted model, not a curated record. Lineage: Eukaryota; Metazoa; Chordata; Aves; Tinamiformes; Tinamidae.
CUGGAGAGCUACAUCCAGGCGAGCGUGCGGCCGGAGAUGGCGCAGCUGCAGCGCGCGGCGGUGCACAACCAGACCGCCACCAUGCUGGAGAUCGGCAGCAGCCUGCUCAACCGCACGGCCGAGCAGACCCGCAAGCUCACCGACGUGGAGGCCCAGGUGCUGAACCAGACGUCGCGCAUUGAGCUGCAGCUGCUGGAGACCUCCCUGUCCACCAGCAAGCUGGAGAAGCAGCUGCUGCUGCAGACGAACGAGAUCCACAAGCUGCAGAACAGGAACAACGUGCUGGAGCUGCGCGUGCUGGAGAUGGAGAGCAAGCAGCAGGCGGAGCUGGCGGGGAUGCACUCGGACAAGGAGCAGCUGCAGCGGCUGCUGAGCCGGCAGAGGGCCCAGCUACUCGCUCAAGGGCACCCGCAUGCUCAUCCGGCCCGCGAGUUUCUAGCGCGCCGGGCGGCACCGCGGUGGCGCCGGGCACCCGCAGCCCCGGCCGCGGUGCUGGAGCCCCGGGAAGGGGAAGCGGCCCCGGUGGGCAGCGGGAUCCUGGUGCCCCAUCCCCUGGAUAUGAGCCGGGAGCACCCCACGAGCUGGGAGAGGCAUCUCCAGGAGGGGGGACAAGCUGGAGCAGAGGGUCCCGACCCAGCGCUGUUGGGCUGA